ACCAAACGCGCCGCCGACUCUCUCUUCUUGCCUCCCUAAGCGAAUAUAACUUGGCGGUUCCUCGUCAAUCCCAGUCACCGUCUGGCACGCUAUCGGCGCGCACCACCGCAACGAGGCGCCCACGAUGAUGCUGUAACCAGUGAAGCCCUCGUACCCGGGAGGGUGUCAUGGCCCGGGUGUCCAGCCGCGUGAGCCUCUGAUUCAAAUCAAAUAGCCCGCGCAUUCAAUCAGCUGCGGCGCACCAGCCGCGUGUGCGUUAUGGUGCUUAUUGAGUGACUUUGACGCAUGAGCAGACGCGCCGCGUGAGAUGAUCGGCAAACUCGUGCUCGGACUUUGGAUCGCACACUUUUUCUGCAGUUACGUGAAUAAUGCCGAGGCGACGAACGAGCUCAGGCUGGGCGACGAGUCGCUCGACGAGCGCAAUGACGCGGAAAUCUUUCGGGCGGUGGUCCAGUCGAUGAACGAAUGGGAGUCGAAGAAGAACAAGGGGGGGCAUAGGAACAAGCGCGAGGUCUCGAGGGUCUGCUACGAGGAUGUUAGCUGUUUCGAGGACACGGGGCCGUUCAGUUAUCUCGAGAUGCUACCUUCACCGCCCAAGGACGUUGGUACGAGAUUCUUCGUAUAUGGCAAUGGAAAGGCGCGCUCGAUCCCGAUGGAAGUACCAGCCGAGAACAUCAGCGAAAACAUCAACAAUGCCAUAGAUUCUGAUCUACCGACCAAAGUUAUCGUUCACGGCUUCGGCUCAAGUUGUGACCACAUUUGGAUAUAUGAAAUGCGCUCGGCUCUUGCGGCUGUGAUCGAAUGCAACAUAGUGUGCGUGGAUUGGGGCCCGGGCAGCGCGGUGCCGAAUUACGUGAGGGCCGCAGCUAAUACACGACUCGUCGGCCGUCAGCUCGCCAAGCUCGUGCGCAGCCUCAACGUCUCCUUGGACAAGAUACACCUGAUCGGAUUCAGCUUGGGUGCUCAUGUGGCCGGAUUCGCCGGCGCCGAGCUCGGCAAUGUUUCCAGGAUAACCGGUCUGGAUCCAGCGGGGCCGCUUUUCGAGUCACAGGAUCCACGUGCACGACUUGACAAGACCGACGCCCAUUUCGUUGAUGUGAUUCACAGUAAUGGCGAACAGCUGAUCCUCGGGGGUCUCGGCUCCUGGCAGCCAAUGGGCGACGUCGAUUUCUAUCCGAACGGCGGCAAGAUGCAAAGCGGCUGCUCGAACCUCUUUGUUGGCGCCGUUAGUGAUAUUAUUUGGUCGAGUCCAGUGGAAGGCCGAUCGUUAUGUAACCAUCGACGCGCUUACAAACUCUUCACGGAUUCGAUCAGCCCCAAGUGCCACUUUCCCGCGUUCCCCUGCGAGAGCGGCUACGAAGGGCUGCUCAAGGGCGAGUGCUUCCCCUGCAAGUCGCAGUCCGAGACGACCUGCGGCGUAAUGGGAUUCUACAGCGACGUUUCGGCCGCCAGGGGUCAGCUGUACCUGGUGACGCGCGACGAGGAGCCCUUCUGUGCUCAUCAGUACCAGGUGAAGGUAUACAACAGCAGACACGAGAGGCCGGUGAAAAGUUACGGCAAGCUGCAAGUAACUUUAUUAGCGGAAGGCUCCAUCAACGAGACCUUCACGAUGACGAAGAAAGAUGACGAGGAGCUCCUCGUGGGUGCGACGUUACAGAAAAUUGUUGUCCCCCACCCAGCCCUUUCUAAUCUCAACGCUAUAGAGAUCAAGUACACGGCGUACAGUGGCUGGAUAUCAUCGGGCCUCGUGUCCUGGGCUGUUGAUAAAAUCAUUGUGGUCGACAGCUACGGAAUCAUCUACUCGGUCUGCAAGCGUGGCCUCAUCCUCGAGUCCGAGCGGCCCGUUUAUCUGCCGCUCUACGAGGGCGAAUGCAAUGUUCCACCGGAGACCGAAGAAGGGACAAAAGCUAGCACCGCUGAAAAGGAACAGCCGCCGAAAUCCGAGGAGCAACCAGCGAAGAAGGAGAACACCGAGCAGAGGGGAGAAUUUCACCAAGAGCAACUACCCGCCAUCGGGCCCUUCACCAGGGAUCAAAAUUACGACAGGAGUUCGGGAAAGGAUAAUAGCUUUACGAACGAAGUGCCACAAAAAAGUUUCGGCCCGUACACUAAGGAGCAAAACAUGAAGAUUGGGAAUAGUGAACAUGUAAAGAACAUUGCAUCCACAGACUAUGCGGAAAACUCAAACAAUGGAAAUGAUUAUCAAAGCGUGUCCAGUUCAUGGUCGAUCCUCGAUUUGGCCAACGACGGCGCCUCGAACUCCGUGGAUGACAGCACGGCCGAACUCACGGAACGCGGACGGGGCUUCUCCGGGUUCUCCGGUCUCGGCCAACGGCCCUUCAACCCGGGCCGAGGUAGCGCUACGGCUGUGAGCGGGACCUCGGUGCGCGGGGACGAGGUUAGGCUUGGUAACGGCGAGGUCCAGGAGCCGGUCCUCCGCAUCGGGACCAAAAAGAACAAGAAGGAGACGGGCCGCGCCCUCAGAUUACCGGAGAUCACGGAGCCGGUGCUGCGGCCACGGAGCGGAACGCGCCGCGACGCCCGGGAGCAGCCCCUCAUGGAGGACAGGAGACACGAGACGUUGGACGAGUCGUCGAGCUCGCGCGGCUUCACCGUCCAGUUCUUACCGGAGAGGCUCGCCGGCAUCCUCGCCCAGGCGGAGCGUUAUGCCCGGCAGACUCUCCUACCUCUCAUAUCGCAGUACACGCCGAGCUUCAUCGGAGGCGGUAGAUCCGAGAGGCCCAAGUACUUCCCGCCCUUGGGCAACCUCUUCGGCACUCGAGACGAUGACGACAGGUGGAAUACGAGUGGCAAGCACCGGAAGAGAAUCGGUGAGAGCAACGACAGUCGCACCAAGUACUAUUUUGAUUUCGAGGAGAAGUCCUCGGCCAGCGUGCAGACAGUUACGAAAGGCUCGACCGAGACCGUUAACUACAAGAUGGAGCAGAGCAAACGCGCACUCCUCUCGACCUCGACGACCAGCGCAAGCCUCACCGACAAAACGGACAAGAGCAACGAAUGGAUGCCGAUACCCGCCAUGAUUGCGCAGAAUCAGCAUAGCGACAGUCGUCAAGAGAAAUCUUUCGAAGGUGGCUGGCUGAGCGAAGGAGGAACAAGCUGGUCGGCGAAAACCAACGACAACGAGACCGUCGUUACCGAAACGAAAAUUGACGACUGGGUGCCACUGGUCGUCGUCGAAUCCACGUCAUCGCCCGAGAGCACCGAUAAUCCAGCGAUUAACAUCACCGCUGAGCAGAAUUUAAAGGAGCAGGAGAAAAAAUUCAUACCACUGGUAGAGAUUGCGGUGAGCGGCGAUUCUCCCAAGGCAGAUAUUCCGGAAGCUGGAAAAGUCGAGGAGGAGAAAUUACUGCAGCUUCGGUCUGUCGUUUUCCCAUACGUGUACGAGAGGAAGAACGACCCGAGGACGCGAUACAUACCGCUGAUACCGCAAGAGGAUCUAGGCAUAAGCAGCAUAAAGAAAGAAAGAGAACGGUGAUGAUAAGCGUCUUUCGCAAUCACUUGUGCGCAAAUAAUAAUGUAAUUCUACCGAUUCUUGCGAUAAAA
Molecule: messenger RNA, 3564 nt
Organism: Ceratosolen solmsi marchali
Lineage: Eukaryota; Metazoa; Arthropoda; Insecta; Hymenoptera; Agaonidae
Exons: 12
Coding region: 308-3496 (1062 amino acids)
Biological process (GO): lipid catabolic process
Molecular function (GO): lipase activity
Source: RefSeq, a predicted model, not a curated record